AUGGCCGCCGAUCACGGCGACAGCAGCAAUCUAACAGGACCGGAUAAAUCUGCCGAACCGUCGGAGGAGAAUCACAGUGGCACGGAGUCAGCCGGAGAAAUGUGGAGUGAGCAGCAAUCGAACGGACAAGGGGAGAGAAAUCCUUCAGGCAAUGAACCUGCUGGAAACAACAGCGAAGCUUUGGCUUCUAAAGCAGGAACGAAGCCUGAGGAAUCAGCAAAGGAGACUGCAGACAAAGAGAAGGCAGAGGGGGGAGAGAAGGAAGGGAGAGGCGAAAAAGAAGGGGGAGGAGGGGAAGAAGAGGCGGAUCACCCACACCCCGACAAGGAGGCGGAGGAGGAAGAGGAAGAUGAGACCGACCCAAAGAAUCCGCGAGGUCGCCUACUGAUGGCGAAGCAUGCAAAGUACAUAAAAAACCUGGACAAAAAAACAGAGGGAAUCGAGUACGUGGCGACGGAGCAUCUGAGGAUGAGCGGAGCCUACUGGGGGUUGACAGCGAUGGACCUCAUGGGGAGGCUGAAGGACAUGCACAGCCCUGCCAUGCUGCCGUGGCUGCUCUCCUGCCAGCAACCCAAUGGUGGUUUCGGUGGCAGCCAAGGGCAUGAUUCUCACCUGCUCUACACGCUCAGUGCCGUCCAGAUCCUCGCACUACUGGACAAACUGGAUGCUGUAGACGCCGACCGUGUCGCCACCUAUGUAGCAGGGCUACAGCAGCUGGAUGGGUCAUUCAUUGGAGAUGAAUGGGGGGAGGUAGACACUCGCUUCUCCUACUGCGCCAUCUCCUGCCUCUCCCUCCUCGAUCGCAUGCACGCCAUCGACCUCCCCGCAGCCGUCCAAUUCAUCGCCAGCUGUCAGAACUUUGACGGCGGAUUUGGGUCUGUUCCGGGCGGCGAGUCACACGCUGGGCAAAUCUUCUGCUGUGUGGCGGCUCUGGCAAUAGCUGGCGUGCUCUCAUUGGUCGACCGCGAUCUCCUGGGCUGGUGGCUGUGUGAGCGGCAGGUGCCAGCAGGAGGGCUCAACGGGCGACCAGAGAAGCUGCCAGAUGUAUGCUACUCCUGGUGGGUUCUGUCCAGCCUUGUACUCAUCGACAGGGUGCAUUGGAUCAGUGCGGAGAAGCUACAGCACUUCAUUUUGCAGUGCCAGGACGAGGAGAGAGGAGGAAUUUCCGACCGACCAAACGACAUGGUUGAUGUUUUUCAUACCUUCUUCGGUAUUGCUGGCCUGAGUCUGUUGGAGUACCCUAAUCUCAAGCCAGUGGACCCAGCUUACGCACUUCCUGUGGAUGUUGUGGAUAGGGUUUUCAGAGACAGGGAGCUGAAGCACCUGCAAGCCUAG
This is a messenger RNA of Closterium sp. NIES-65, 1335 nucleotides long. Lineage: Eukaryota; Viridiplantae; Streptophyta; Zygnematophyceae; Desmidiales; Closteriaceae. The record is from the annotation of a GenBank genome assembly.